Messenger RNA from Scomber scombrus (Atlantic mackerel), 1376 nucleotides. RefSeq lists its product as uncharacterized. Lineage: Eukaryota; Metazoa; Chordata; Actinopteri; Scombriformes; Scombridae. The record is from RefSeq and is a predicted model, not a curated record. The coding region runs from base 118 to 867 and encodes 249 amino acids. The transcript has 4 exons.
UAAGGUUGAUGUUUGGUGAGGAUUACCACAAGUUGCGGGGAUGAGUUAAGAAGACAGAAAGCCGAACAGUAAAAGACAACUCCACCACCACCACAACAAAUAAACAAACAAACAAACAUGGAUCUAACACUUGCAUUAUCCGCGAUUAUUUUCACUUUGCUCGCCAUUGUCGUCGCCACGUCGCUUUUCAGCAGCUCCUCGUCUGUUGCACCAGACUUUGCAAACGCACGGAGUUAUUUCGGCUGCAGAGGAGAUAGUGCAACCUCAGGAUCGGACCUGUCAGGAGGACCCAAACUGAAUGGUUAUGUACCCGAAAUCAAGAAAAAGAAGAGCAAAAAGCCGGAGGAUUGGUGUGAGAUCAGUGGCAGCUCACAUGACCACUGGGAUGUAGUGAAAUCUGUGCUUUCAGAGGAGGCACAGCCCAACCUUCACACUGAAGAAUUGGCAAAACCAUCUAACUCAUCUAGCCUGUCCGUCCCCAGGCAUGGAUCUAGGAACAUGAGCUUAGAUGUAGACCCGUCAUUCGAGGCCUCGUCAGGGCGGAUCCGUACGUCAUUCAUUGGGCUCUCUGAUAAGGAGCUCUUAAAGUGUGCUUUCUCUCACCCCCAGACUGAAGGAGCCACAGAGAGCCCAGACAUAAACGAUAAGGAUGCGUCAAAUUCAAACGAUUCCCUGAAGUACGUCCCUGGAAAGGCGAGAGACCACCAUCUGAAGAUGAUGAUGUCCGAAGAGGAGCUGGAGGAGGAGCAGAGGGUGCAACGAGAGCAGCUAGCCGAAAUCUUCCAGCUGCUGAAAGAAAACUCAGAGACAUUUGGGGAUGUGUCUGAGGGAGACAUGGAGGAGCAGCUGAGACUUUACUCUAUCUGAGACCCCUCCCCUCCUCUCUCAUUCAGGUCUUCGUGCUGCGUGAUACGCUUACCUGUGAGCGCUGCUGUGAAGGGACUCCUCCAGUGCACCAAAUAUGCUAACUCUCCAAACUUGUUCACAGUAUUCAACACAGCUGUACAGUCUGCUCGACAAUAUUCAAGAAAUGCCACCAACCGUCCUCGUUUUUUGUUUUAAUAUGACACACUCUUCUGUUGUGUCGUUUCCUUGGUGUCCCGUCUGCCCUUCAUCCACACUCCAGUCCACAUGAAGGCUAAACCAAAGCAGCUGGACCUCUACAACCCAGAGCAGGAAUUUCUAGCUACUCAUGCAAAUAAGGACUAAAAGGGAAAAAGGACUGUUGUUUCUAUUAGUUUUAUAUUAUAAUAAAAUAAAAAAAAAGUUUAAUUUAUUACAUAGACUUUUUUUAAAUCCAAUUUUAUCUCCAUUGAUUGUGUCCCAGGUGUAAAUCCUGUAAAAGCUUAUGCAUGACUCCCGUCUUCUGUUGUGCA